This is a messenger RNA of Peniophora sp. CBMAI 1063, 2259 nucleotides long. NCBI's taxonomy places the organism in Eukaryota, Fungi, Basidiomycota, Agaricomycetes, Russulales, Peniophoraceae. The record is from the annotation of a GenBank genome assembly.
AUGAAGACCGGUUCUUCGCGCAAGGAACGUGUCACGAAUCCCUCUGUUGCCGACAACGAUUCCACGACUAGCUUUGACAGCUCCAUGUCUGCUUCAGCCUCGAACGACCAUGAUACGGCUGUCGGAAUACUCGAUCCACAACAAUCAUCUCGGCGCAGGGAGAUGUUGGCCUUGAUUAACAAAAUGAGAAGUACCGGGGCGCAGCUCGACCUCGACCUUCCCGUCAUCGCGGUCAUUGGUUCUCAGAGUGCGGGAAAGUCGUCGCUUGUAGAGAGUGUCUCUGGUAUAACACUGCCUCGUGCGUCUGGCACCUGUACACGAUGCCCGACAGAGUGUCUGCUGGCACAGUCCGACGGUCCAUGGUCAUGCAUCGUUUCGCUGCGGUUGGUUACCGAUGAGCACGGUGCCCCGUUGGACCAACCACGGACUGUACAAUUCGGCAGCCCUAUCUUCCAGAAGGAGGACGUUACGGAGCGCAUUCGGCGUGCUCAGCUCGCCAUACUCAAUCCGAGCCACGACCACGAGCGCUACAUUGAGGGAACGUGGGAUACGAACACUUCCCGGGAGAUCUCUUUCUCUUCCAACUGCGUUUGUCUCCAUAUCACUGGCAAGGAUCUGGAGGACCUAUCCUUUGUCGAUCUUCCAGGUUUCAUCGUAGGAGGCGAGGCCGUAGAUCGGGAGCUCGUGCAGAAGCUUGCAGAGGCUUAUAUAUCAAAGCCCAGUUGUAUCAUUCUUCUGACUGUAGCCUGCGAAACGGAUUUUGAGAAUCAAAGUGCCCAUCGACUCGCUGAGCAACAUGACCCGCAUGGUACUCGCACUAUAGGUGUUCUCACGAAGCCGGAUCGCAUUCCCAAGGGGGAGGAAGAAACAUGGAUUCAUCUUCUCAACGCCGAGCUCGAUGCCGUCGAUUACUUCUGCAUCAAGAACCCCGCAUCGCAAGAAAUAAAGGACGGUGUCUCCUGGGAGUUGGCACGUACGCGUGAACGCGAGUUCUUCGAGAGCACUGCUCCAUGGGCGACCCUUGAUUGGCAUCACAACCAGAAACUGGGAACCGACAAGUUGACGGCGCGCCUAGGCAAGAGCUUGACAAACUUGAUCGUCCGGAGGUUGCCUCAGCUUCAGGAAGAGCUCGAAAAGCUUCUCGAGACGACGGAAUCGUCUAUAGACACGCUGCCUUCUCCACCUUCGAGCGAACCCGUCGCAGAAAUACUACAGCUUGUCGGCAAGUUUACGCAAGCAGUGGAGCGCCAGACGCAAGGUAUACCAUCUGAAGACGGCCUACUGCAGAGCCUGCGGCCGGCCCAAGUUACUUUUCAGCACGCUAUUCGUAUCACCGCGCCCGACUUCCGCCCCUUCGAUAAGCCCGGGCCCAACGACGUAGCGCCCACAGUGCCCAUUCCUUCAUUUUUGACCAACGAAGAGCGCGAUCGUGACAGCAUGUUCGAACCUAUGGACGACAGGAAAGCUAUCUACGUUGAUGACGUCAUGGCGAAGGCUCAAGCUGCGGUGACACGCGAGCUGCCUAACAACUACCCGUUCGUCGUCACGCAGCAGCUCAUUGUCAACGCUGUAUCCAAGUGGGGUUCUCCAGCCGACACUCUCUUCAAUGCGACGGCACAAGCGUUGCGUAAACGCCUGUCCCGCAUCUCGAGCAUCGUCUUCGAGCACUUGCGCGAACGCGCGGCCGACACUCAAGCCUGGUUGUCGCGAUUGCAGAUCAUGGAACGGAAUCCUUUCACUCGGAAUGACCAUUACUUCGCCGACUACAGAGAGAAGUUCCUCACUCAUUACAAGGCGGUUCGUCGACAGGAUAGCAAUGAUUUCAUCGCUCGGCUUGACAGAGGAGAAUCCGAUGUCGACGAAGGCUUCAGGGAGACCCUCAACUCGGCAAUGGCAAGCAUCCACAGCCUAGGGUUCCACGAGUUUGCGCCCGCGAACCUACCCCGCCUCUUACCUCCCGAUUCGUGCGAGGCUGCCAUCGAGAUCAUGGCCGAUGUGCGCGCGUACUUCCAGGUUGCGUACAAGCGCUAUAUCGACAAUGUGCCCAUGACUAUCGACUACGGGCUCGUCUCAGGUAUGAACAUCGACCUCGGCAAGACUCUCUACAACGGCCUCGGUGUCGGCGGCGUGGAAGGGUUCGAGCGUUGUCGUCGACUACUCGAAGAACCUGAAGACGUCUCGCAGCGUCGCGAUCAGCUCGUGAAACGGCGUGAACGAUUGCGCCGCGCGCGCGAGGAAUUGCUCGAGGUUUUCGCUUGA